This is a messenger RNA of Nomascus leucogenys (northern white-cheeked gibbon), 1016 nucleotides long. Its product is annotated as olfactory receptor family 6 subfamily V member 1. Gene Ontology annotation, biological process: G protein-coupled receptor signaling pathway. The record is from RefSeq and is a predicted model, not a curated record. Gene Ontology annotation, cellular component: membrane. Gene Ontology annotation, molecular function: olfactory receptor activity; G protein-coupled receptor activity. Lineage: Eukaryota; Metazoa; Chordata; Mammalia; Primates; Hylobatidae.
CCCAGCCUGUGGAUCAUGGCAAAUCUGAGCCAGCCCUCCGAAUUCGUCCUCUCGGGCUUCUCCUCCUUUGGUGAGCUGCAGGCUCUUCUGUAUGGCCCCUUCCUCGUGCUUUAUCUUCUCGCCUUCAUUGGAAACACCAUCAUCAUAGUUAUGGUCAUAGCUGACACCCACCUACAUACACCCAUGUACUUCUUCCUGGGCAAUUUUUCCCUGCUGGAGAUCUUGGUAACCAUGACUGCAGUGCCCAGGAUGCUCUCAGACCUGCUGGUCCCCCACAAAGUCAUUACCUUCAGUGGCUGCAUGGUCCAGUUCUACUUCUACUUUUCCCUGGGUUCCACCUCCUUCCUCAUCCUGACAGACAUGGCCCUUGACCGCUUUGUGGCCAUCUGCCACCCACUGCACUAUGGCACUCUGAUAAGCCGGGCUGUGUGUGUCCGGCUGGCUGGGGCUGCCUGGGCAGCUCCAUUCCUAGCCAUGGUACCCACUGUCCUCUCCCGAGCUCAUCUUAAUUACUGCCACAGCAACGUCAUUAACCACUUCUUCUGUGACAAUGCACCUCUCCUGCAGUUGUCCUGCUCUGACACUCACCUGUUGGAAUUCUGGGACUUUCUGAUGGCCUUGGCCUUUGUCCUUAGCUCCUUCCUGGUGACUCUCAUCUCCUAUGGCUACAUAGUGACCACUGUGCUGCAGAUCCCCUCUGCCAGCAGCCGCCAGAAGGCUUUCUCCACCUGCGGGUCUCACCUCACACUGGUCUUCAUUGGCUACAGUCGUACCAUCUUUCUGUAUGUCAGGCCUGGCAAAGCUCAUUCUGUGCAAGUCAGGAAGGUUGUGGCCUUGGUGACUUCAGUUCUCACCCCCUUCCUCAAUCCCUUUAUCCUCACCUUCUGCAAUGAGACAGUUAAAACAGUGCUACAGGGGCAGAUGCAGAGGCUGAAAGGCCUUUGCAAGGCACAAUGAUGAGCCCAGGGCCCAGGGGGACCUGGCCUGCCUCCAUCGAGCAGUUCUAUGGGGAGGGA